This is a messenger RNA of Vespula pensylvanica (western yellowjacket), 405 nucleotides long. It is a transcript of the gene RpS21, whose product is annotated as 40S ribosomal protein S21. Bases 107 to 358 code for a protein of 83 amino acids. NCBI's taxonomy places the organism in Eukaryota, Metazoa, Arthropoda, Insecta, Hymenoptera, Vespidae. Gene Ontology annotation, biological process: translation; endonucleolytic cleavage to generate mature 3'-end of SSU-rRNA from (SSU-rRNA, 5.8S rRNA, LSU-rRNA); endonucleolytic cleavage in ITS1 to separate SSU-rRNA from 5.8S rRNA and LSU-rRNA from tricistronic rRNA transcript (SSU-rRNA, 5.8S rRNA, LSU-rRNA). The record is from RefSeq and is a predicted model, not a curated record. Gene Ontology annotation, molecular function: structural constituent of ribosome. The transcript is spliced from 4 exons. Gene Ontology annotation, cellular component: cytosolic small ribosomal subunit; ribosome.
ACAUCGUUCGAGUUUAAUCGUUUGGUAACACUGUUUUACUUGGAUGCGUAUUCACUCUUCUUUCUUCUAGCCUCUUUGCGAGCGAAGUCAAUCGUUUUUAUAAAAAAUGGAGGACGAUGGUGGAAACGUAGUUGAUCUUUAUAUUCCCAGAAAGUGCUCGUCUAGCAAUCGUAUUAUCCAUGCAAAGGAUCAUGCGUCUAUACAAUUGACUUUGGCAGAAGUAGAUCCAGAAACUGGACGUAUGACGGAUUCUACUAAAAUGUAUGCAAUAUGCGGGGCAAUCCGUCGUAUGGGUGAAUCAGAUGAUUGUUUAGUUCGCCUUGCAAAAGACGAUGGAAUAUUACCUAAAAACUUUUAACGUAUUAUAAUAUAAUUUCUUUUUAAUAAAAAUUAUAUUAAUAAAAC